Molecule: messenger RNA, 2152 nt
Organism: Pungitius pungitius (ninespine stickleback)
Lineage: Eukaryota; Metazoa; Chordata; Actinopteri; Perciformes; Gasterosteidae
Product: putative E3 ubiquitin-protein ligase UBR7
Exons: 12
Coding region: 448-1644 (398 amino acids)
Cellular component (GO): cytoplasm
Molecular function (GO): ubiquitin protein ligase activity; zinc ion binding
Source: RefSeq, a predicted model, not a curated record
UAUUGCAAAAUGCAUCGUGAAGUUGUACACAAAACAACUUCAGAUGGAACAGUCACAAUGAACUGAACUUUUUUUAGUGGGGCAUGCUGUGGCUUGAAAUAUUCCUUCUAGCAUAGUAAUUAACGCAUAUACAUGGCGGGUGCCCAGAGAAAAAUACCACAGUGGCGCCAUCUAGUGAAAAACUACCGAAACGUACAGCAACAGUAAGAGGUCAAGAGAAUUCGAGGAUACCAAACACGUGAUGGAAAAUACCGUCACGAAAUUAGAACAAAAUAAAAACAGAACAUUUCAAAUGUACACAAUGGCUGAAACUCAGAAAACUGGCCAGAUGAGGCCACGCUGCUGAUUUCCCAUUCCACUGCUGAGCAACACAUGGACAGUCGUUUGUCAACAGUGUCGUGGUGCUACGUGUGACCCUCGUGUUACUAGUAAGGCUCCUUCCCCACAAUGGCAGCGAAUAAAGACGAAUCAGACACGGCCGAGAAUCUUCCCAACGAGGAGGAGUUGGAGAAGGCUUUGUGUGUGCUGGCUGGAAGUGAUCCGGAGAACUGCUCUUAUUCUCGGGGAUAUGUAAAAAGACAGGCAGUGUUUGCCUGCAACACUUGCACUCCAAAUGCUGCAGAGCCUGCUGGGGUUUGUCUGGCUUGUGCCAAUAAAUGCCACGAUGGACAUGAUAUUUUUGAGCUGUACACCAAAAGAAAUUUCCGCUGCGACUGUGGAAACAGCAAGUUUGGGGAAUUCAAGUGUCAGCUCAUUCCUGCCAAAGAUAAGGAGAACGUUAGGAAUCACUACAAUCACAACUUCAAUGGCUGCUACUGCACGUGUGACCGGCCGUACCCGGAUACAGACGAUCAGGCUGACGAUGAGAUGAUCCAGUGUGUCAUCUGUGAGGAUUGGUUUCACAACAGGCACCUGGGCUGCACCACAGUGGACCCUGAGGAGCUGCAAGAGAUGGUAUGUGAGGCCUGCAUGAACAAGGCGCCCGUCUUGUGGACGUAUGCUGCUCACUUUGCAGUUUCACCCGUGAUCCGCGUCAGUCAUCCCGAGGAGGAGGAGGAGGAGGAGGAGGAGGAAGAAGAGGUCAAUGUCGAGGACACAUUGGAAAAGGAAGACGUCUCUGAGCCGAGUCAAAGUGAAUACGAGGAGCCGUCCACCAGUGCUGAGUGCACAAAGCAGGAGGAAGUGGCAAACCGGUCUUCCCCGUGCAAACGCACCCACGAGGAAAUGGCAGGCGGCCCCGCAAAGGCCGCGGCCGAAACUGCGGUCUGCAGGCUGAAGGACCUGCAGGCCAAGGGGCCCGAGAGGCAGAGGCAGGGAGCGGUGUUCUGGCCCUACAGCUGGCGGGCCGAGCUCUGCACCUGCGUAAGUUGCAAGAGGAUCUACGUGACCGCCGAGGUGCAGUUCCUCAUGGAUCAGUCUGACACCAUUCUGGCCUACGAGAACAAAGGCUUGGAGGAGCCGUUCGGGCAGCACCCGUUGAUGGCACUGAUGAGCUCGAUGGACCGCGUGCAGCAGCUGGAGGUUGUCUACGGUGAGCGCGGGGGAAGGUUACACGGAGCUAACGACUUCGAUCACUGCGUUUUUACAACAGUGUGCUGCAGAAGGAAAGACGGUCACAGUGGAAGCUGUACAUCAGUUCUUUGAGGAGCUGCGGGCCAGAAAGAGACGAAGGACCAAUGCAGGAUACCAGUAGUAGAGGAGGCUGGGCUGCCUUCAUGCGGUGCUUUGAAUGAAUGUGUGACUCUAAAGAUGAACCCUUUUCUUUUCCCUUUUAUUCACCAAUGUGAUAUUGUAAAGCUGGCGCGAGGUCUACAGACUUGAUGCUGUGAAUUGUUACAUUGAGUGAAGGAGUGAGAUUCUUUUUGUGGUGAUAGUUUAAUGUCCAAUCUUGAUUUUAUUGCUUUAGAAUAAUGCCUUGACUUGAUAAAAGCUCCAAAAGAAAUUACUUGAAAUAUUUCACCACUGUAUGCUUUGAAUUGUAACAUUGCUGCAAUUAAAUGCACAUGAGAGUAAAUACCAGUGUGUUUAAAUUGUCUCAUGGCAACCAGUUAAGAAAAAACUUGUGAUGUGAACAAAUAUCCCUGUUUUAUAUGGAUUCAUGUUCCAAAUAAAGUUGUCGUUUUGUAGUGCACAAAUCAACAGAACCGAGAUU